AUGCCGUCCUGGUUUGACUUUAUUCUAAGCAUCGGGACUCUACCAAGGUAUUCACAUGAACAAUGGACGCUAUCACUACGCAUGACCAUAUUGCAACUCUACUCAGUGCCGCAAGAUCGACCCGCCAUAUAUUCGUGGCCAUAUUCACUAUAA
Bipolaris victoriae FI3 is the source of this 153-nucleotide messenger RNA. RefSeq lists its product as hypothetical. Lineage: Eukaryota; Fungi; Ascomycota; Dothideomycetes; Pleosporales; Pleosporaceae. The record is from RefSeq and is a predicted model, not a curated record. Bases 1 to 153 code for a protein of 50 amino acids. The transcript has a single exon.